CUGAUGGCCCAUACUGCCACAGUGCUGCCCUCUGAGCAGGUUGCAGUAGAGGAGACUGUAGUACAGGAGGCAGUGGCUGUCACCAGUUUGGAGGGAGAGAUGCUGAAUCUCAAUGAAACAAUUUCCCUGUCUGAUGGAGUAGAGAUGUGGUUGCAGCAGUUGAGGGAAUCUGUAGGGAUCACACUCCAUGAGAUGUCCGUAUCUGUGUGCCAGGAGGUCAAUGCUAAUGUCACCAUGGACGAGUGGGCAUUCAGGUACCCAGCCCAAGUUUGCAGAAUUGGCCUGUUGUAUUACUGGACCAGGGAGUGUGAGCAGGGCGUACAGGAGAUUAAAUAUGACAGGAAAUCCCUGAACAAUAUCUCCAAGAAGUUCCAGGGAGCCACCAGUAAGCUGCCAGCCAUGUUAGUCCGGAACCAGUGGCGCACCCUAGAUGAGGCCAUGAUGCCAAUGCAUCGGCUAAGACUGGAGGCCAUGAUUACUUACUGCCUGUACUUGAGAGACAGCAUAGACUACAUGAGCAAUAGAAAGCUGAGGGAGACCACAGACUUUGAAUGGAGGAAAAAUGCCAGAUGUUACCUGCAGGAAGUCAGUGAGGAGACAGAGCCAGUCAUCUACAUGCUGGACACCAAGUAUCAAUAUGGCUGUGAAUUCUAUGGAGCUCAGCAGAUGAUCACCCCUACUCCCAUCAAUGAGCGUUGCUUCCUAGGCAUGUCCCAGGCCCUGGCACAGUUCAAGGGGAGUGCUAUACAUGGGGGAACUGGAGUGGGGAAGACUGAGACAUGCAAGGGUCUUGCCCAGAUUCUAGGAAAUUUCCUUGGAAUUUUCCAAUGUUCUGAAAAGAUGGAUCCAUCAUCUUUAGGCAAGAUGUUACAAGGAUUGUCCAUGGAUGGCUCCUGGGGUUGCUUUGAUGAGGCACAGCUGGUGUCUAAGGAAGCUCUCUCUGUAUUCUUGGACUGUGUGACAGCCAUAUUUGGAGCCAUCAAGGCCAGGAAAGACUACUGUUACUUUGGAGAUGGACAGGAGGUAAAUGUCAAGAAGAAUGUUGCUAUCUACAUGACCAUCAACCCUACCACAGCGCCCCCUAACUUCACCAUGCCAGAGGAUGUGAAAGCAUUAUUCAGAUCCGUGGCACUUGUCAUGCCAGACUACAGUAUAGUUCUCAAAACUAAGUGCACCUCAGCUGGCCUCAAAGCACCUGCUAUACUAGGUGCCAGGAUGAAAAUUAUCACAGAUCUUGCUAAGGACUUGCUGACUCCAGAGUGCCAACAUCAGUUCAGCUUGACUGCUUUGACUGGUGUCCUGCAGAGGGCAGCACAGAAGAGGAAGUCUCUCAAGGAGGAGAAGUCAUUUGAUAGGCUGGACAAGAAGGAAGAGACUCAGAUGUCCAGGUCCAACAGCCAGGCCUCUGUCCAGUUGCCUACUAUGAUGUCUACAAGUCUGACAAGUCCAGCUCCAGGUCAGAGACAAGCAGACAAGACUACAUUGUCCAGGAAAGCUGGUACCCCCAACCCUCUGACUCCAGCAGCCAAGCAGGAGCAUGCACUGGUGGGCCAGGCACUGCUGGAGGUUAUAGGACCUAGACUCAAGGGAGAUAACUACACCAUUUUCAAGCAAAUUGUCAAGGAUGUGUUCUCUGGACUCCCAGAAACCACCAAACAAAGUUAUUCAGCAAGGUCAAGGUCAUAUGACAUAGAGAUGGCUGUGGAGCAGACGGCAAGAGAGGAAGGUCUCAUUCCACACAAACGCUGGCUGGAGAAGUGCAUGCAGCUCUACAAUGUAUCACAGAUUCAUCAUGGUAUAGUGAUAGCUGGUCCCCCAGGGAGUGGGAAGUCCACCUGUAUCCAGACCCUGGUUGAUGCCCUGUGUGUGACCCCACGGGGCCUCUCCAGGCACUCCCACAGCAGUAAGGGGACAGCUAUGGCAGAGAAUAACCACAAGCUGCAGAGAAUCAACCCUCUGGUUGUGGAUGACCUCUCUCUCAUGUUUGGUUAUAUCAACCAGAACCAGGACUGGGUGGAUGGGAUAUUUACCACUGCUUUGAGGAAGUCUAACAGGAAUCUCAGCACCACGUGGCUGUGUCUGGAUGGCCCACUCAAUUCUAACUGGGCAGACAACUUCAGCAGUGUCUUGGACAUUGGCAAGGCAAUGCACCUGAAGAAUGGUGACCGUCUGUUCCUGUCUGACAAUGUGAAGCUUCUGUUUGAGACCUCAGACCUCAGUCAGGCUUCCCCAGCUACUAUAGCAAGGACUGGUAUUGUGUAUGUUGACAAAGACGUCGUUGGCUGGAGACCCAUCUCAAAGGCAUGGCUGGAAAACAGGACACAGCAGGAAGUGCAUGUUUUACAAAGAGCAUUUGAUAAAACAGUGGAUGCUGUGUCGCACUAUGUCCUGGCAGAGGCCAAACCCAAGAUGCGACUGAGUGAAGUGGGCAUGUUCAAAACUUGUCUCAACCUCUUGUCAGCCAUGUUAGCAGACAACAUUGAGAUCGGUGGUGAGCUACACAUAGAGAGACUGUAUCUGUUUUGUCUGAUCUGGUCAUUUGGUGGACUACUGGACAAGGGAGACAGGAAGGGAUUCAGUGAUUUGGUCAAGACAUUGUCAUCUGCCCUCCCGGAUGAUGACCGUGAUAUCUGUGUAUUUGACUACUAUGUAGAUGAGUCAGGAGAAUGGGACCCCUGGGUCUCUAGGGUACCAGAGGCCAUUUACACAGACAACAAGGACAUCUUGGGGCAGGUGUUUGUGGACACUGUGGACACAAUCCGCACCCGUGUGUUCCUGGAGUUUGCCUGUGCCUCAGGACAGAAUGUGUUGCUAGUGGGACCUCCAGGCUCUGGCAAGACCACCAUGGUCAAUGAGUUCAUUGAUGCCCAGGACAACCAGGUUCAGAUAGGGAAGAGACUGGUAUACUCUGGUGCCUCCACAGCCAAACAACUACAGCAGUUUAUUGAGGCUAACAUAUACCACAGGCAGGGAUUUGUGUAUGGUGCCAAGGAGAACAAAAGACUCCAGAUCUUCAUUGAUGACCUCAAUAUGCCUGUACCUGACAGCCAGGGAGUGCAGAGAUGCAACGAGCUCCUGAGACAACUUUUAGAUGACAGAACUCUCUGCACACUACAGAAGCCAUUUGAAUGGAGAACCAUAGAAGGCCUGAUUAUCUUUGCCACUAUGUCUAUGAGUGAAUACCCCAGUGCCAAGAACAGAAAACUGGAAGAAAGGCUGAUGCGUCACUUUGCUGUGUUCCACCUGCCGUCUCCUGUGAAGGAUGGUCUGCAGAGAAUUGUGAAUGGAGUGCUGGAGGGUAACAUGACAGCAGGAGACAAGCCUGCCUUGGAGCAGGAACUGCACAACUCCAUAGUGACCGCCUCCUGUAAGACACUGACUGCUGUCCAAGAUGUGCUCAGACCCACGCCUAUGCCAGGGAGAUACCAUUACCUGUUCACUUUGAAGGACUUGAUCACAUGCUUUCAGUGUCUGAAGCGUCUCCCUGAUGAGAACCGUGCAGAGGAUGUGACAGUGAUAUCUCUGUGGAGACAUGAGAUGAACAGAAUCAUGAAAGACAAGAUCUGCAGACAGUGUGAUAUCAACUGGCUAGAGGGGACACUGGAGAAAGUGGUGGAUGAGACAUGGCCAGGUAUGGCAGACCAGCUGUAUGAGAACUUUGUGACAUUCCCCAUUGAUACCAGAGUGUACCAGAGACCAGUGACCUCUCUAUCACAGAAACAAGUUAAGGUUGUUCUUCAGCCCAUUCAGAGUUUCCACGACGUCCAUAACUGUCUGUUUGCCCACCUAACCAGAUACAAUGAGGAGUUUGGUAACACCCAACUGGACAUCAUGUUAUCUGACCAUAUCAUAGCACAUGUGGUCAGGAUGCACAGAGUGCUCAGUUUCCAUCAUGGUGGUAACUUUCUGUUUAUUGGUGCCAUUGGAUCACACCUGGCCCUACUGGUCAAGCUGGCCCUCCAUGUGGCUGACAUAGAGAUCCACCCUGUAGACUCCUCCAAACAGAACACUUUCUUUGAUGGCCUUAGGUCUGCAGUGAGACUGAGUGGAGCUGAGGGCAAGAUUAUAUCUCUUAUGUUCACUGCCCGUGAUCUCCAUGAUGACAUGUACCUGGAUGCCAUCAACAGUUUACUGGUGUGUGGAGAAUAUCCUCACCUGCUGUCAAAUGAUGAACUGGAUGGACUGCUACAGGCCAUUGGCCCUGCACUAAAGAGGGAGUUCCCUAAUAUGGCCCAGGACCCUAUGAAGUACUUUGUGUCCAGAAUUAAGAGUAACCUCCAUAUCAUAAUGUGCUUGCCUCCAAACCACAGACUUCUGAAGACUGCUUCCAUCCAAUACCCAGGUCUGCUGAGUGGGUGUCAGAUCAACUGGAUGUGUGACUGGCCUCAGGAUGCUCUCAUGGGAGAGGCAGCUUAUUAUAUCAAUAUUAACAAACUGGUGGAGGAUAAUGUGGACUUGAGUGAGAACCUGACUACGUGCUUGGCAAACAUCCACAGUUUUGGUCUACGUGACUGCAAGCAGAUGCCGUGGGCAGGAAACCUGGCACCAGAGAUUGCUAUGGUACAGGUGUACCUACAGGAGAAGAAGAGGGGAGAGCAACUCAUCAAAUAUAAGAAUGUCAACCUCCCUAAUCUUCCAUAUGCCAAGUCUAUCAUGGCUGAACAGAUCAGAGCUGUACACAAGAACUUAGAUGAGCCAGCCAAGAAUGAGGUGUUCAUAGGCCCCACUACAUACAGAAGACUGAUGGACUGCUUCAAACAUAUUUACUCCACCAAAUGUAAACAGAGGACAGAGACAGUGUCCCAACUCAAGAGAGUACUGUACACAUUGGACAUCACUAGAGAAGAUGGCAAAAUCAUGAAGGAAGCCAUCAAAAACAUCAAAGAAAAAUAUGAAAAUGCCAAGAUCAGGACCAGUAACUUGUUGAGGUCAUUGACUCUGAAGGCCACAGUUCUUGAGAAGCUCAAAGCCAGGAUUGGUAUGGCAACCUCCCUUAGUGCCUUCCUGCAGCUCAACGAGGUGUCCUCAGAUGAGGAGGAUGAAGAGGAGCUGCUGCAGAAAGAAGAAUAUGAUGAUUAUGAUAAAGAAUUUGACAGACUCCGGGAGACAAAAUUGAAAACCAGACAAGUGAAAGCAGUGGAGGAACUGGCUGCAGCUAAGAAGAAGGUAGAAGAGUGGAGAAAGAACCUUGAAUAUGCUAAGGAACAAGUAUUACACUGGAAGGGCAAGGUGGAUCGUUCCUGUAUUGAGAGACUGAGAGCAUUCCAGAACCCUCCAAUGUUGGUGGGUCACGUAAUGGAGAUGGUUAUGACACUGAUUGGAAAGCGAGGUUAUGGCGGUCCAGUGAAAAGUGAAAACAGAGACGCCAAGGAAGAAAAUAGGGCGACGUCUGCCAGUUCCAGUAGCACAAGGUUUACGGCAACCAAGAAAGGUCUUUAUAGGAGGAUAAGUAGCUAUGACGAUGAUGAUCUGAGGUUUUCAGUGAACUCCACCAAAGAUGUCCCAGAAAAGUUUGACCGUGGCAAGUGGAAGAAUAUGCAGUCAUCCAUGACAGAUUCCAUGAAGUUUGUAGACAUGUUGCACAAUGUACCAUGGGAAGAUGGUCUGCCAGAUGCCACUCUCAAAUCUGUUGAGAGCUACCUUGCCAGGGGUGUUGAUGGUGGUCUUGGGGUGACAGGAGAGGGUUCCAUGCUGGAAAAUGCUGCAGACAAAAGUUUUGUUGCAUCCCGGCGUUCCCCGUCUCCAGAUAACUCUAAAGGCAUCACGGUGGCUGCGGCCAAGUAUUCCAGUGAGGAUGCUGUGGUCCUGGUACAGUACACCAUUGCCAUAGUAGAGUACACCACACUGUGUGCCCCUCUGAAGGCAGCACUGGAGAGACAACAUGAACUGGAGAGGGAGAUUGAAGAGAAUGAGCGGCUUAAGAGAGAGAAGGAGGCAGAGGAGCAAGCAAAGGAGGAAAAGCUCAAGGAGUUAGCAGCCAGGCUGAAUAUGAACACAAAGGCUGAAGAGGCAGGAGCAGAGCAGGAGCAGGAGCCAGAAUUGGAGGAGGAUCUCACAGAAGAUGAUCUUCCAAGGAUUCAAGAGGAGGUCAACAAGCUACAGAUGCAGUUUGAUUCUGCGGUAGUUGAGAAACAUUCUCUGGAAAUAGAACUAGUGUCCAUGAACGAGAGACUGAGGGCAGCCACAGAGAUGUUGGAAAGUUUGAAGUCUCAGGAGCAGGAAUGGCGACAACAUGUCAGAGAAAAUGACAGCAAUGAGAUGUUGAUGGCUAAUUGUAUUGCUGCAGCAGCUUUCCUGACCUACUGUGGCCCUAUGACUACUGAUACCAGGAAAAGGAUGGGAGAGUUUUUCAUGUAUGUGUGUGAACACCAUGGUAUGCCUAUGCCCAGGAAGCAACUGUUCAGGAAUCUUGAACUCAUUGACUUCCUUUAUGAAACUACUGAAGUGAAGCAGCUAGAGAUGAAGAAGCUCCCCAUGACACGUCUGAUGUUGGAGAAUGCCUGCUUUAUCAUGCAGGAGGAGAGCAGCAUGGCCUGGCCACUGUUAUGUGACCCUACCAGCAGGGUCAUUGACUGGAUCAAGGGCUACCUCAAGGAGAAGAACCUCAUGGAGGUCAAAUACCAUGAACUUCGCUCCCAGCUAGAGAACUGCCUGGCAGACGGCACACCUCUCCUGGUGACAGAUGUUGAUGUCAAAGAACUAGUCUGUGAUGAAAGGUUUAGAAAUGUCCUGCUCAAAAGAGCAAGGUUCCUCAGAGAGAAGACUGCUUUCAAGUUAAUGGUGGGAGACCAUGAGGUGGAAUGUGAGCCCAAGUUCCGGCUGUACCUGCACACUACCAGUGAGCCCCACCACAUCCCCCAUGAGCUGGCUGCCUACGUGUCCUCCAUCUUCUUCCACAUGUGUAGAAAUGACAUGGAGGAGGAGCUGCUGGACAGGUUCAUGGCUCUGGAGAAGGCCAGGCUGGAGGAGGAGAAGACCACUCUUAUGCAUGAGAAAUUAGAAUACAUGCAGUUCUUCCACAAGAUAGAGAAGCAGAUGCGUGACCUGUUGUCCAGUGAUGUGCGGCUCAUGAAUGACUUAGCAGCCACAAAGAAAUUGGCUGACAUGAAAAAACAGUUUGAUGAAACUUUGGAAAGUCAUUCAAGAGUGGAAGCUAAUGAGCAUUCUAUCCUGCGUGCACGUGAAGGCUACAGAACAGUGGCAGCACGUGGUGCCGUGUGUUUUGAUGCCAUGCAGUACAUGCGGGAGAUCAACCCCAUGUAUCAGAACUCCUUCUGUCAGUUCUUAGAGGUUUAUGAUGCUGCCAUCAACCACUCUGAGAGUUGGGAGUUACAAGUUACAUAUUAAAAGUAUACAUUAAUUUUCACAACUAAUUCUGUAACUAGUGCAUGGGGGAGUUCUUCACUCAGAGAAUUAACAAUAAAAAUCUUACAUUUACGUAGAUUAAAAUUGGUUUUGAUGUUGUUGGGUGAAUGCAUGUAAAAGCAUGUUAUUUAUAUUGUGUAUAUUUAGA
Lingula anatina is the source of this 7513-nucleotide messenger RNA. RefSeq lists its product as uncharacterized. Gene Ontology annotation, cellular component: dynein complex. Lineage: Eukaryota; Metazoa; Brachiopoda; Lingulata; Lingulida; Lingulidae. Gene Ontology annotation, molecular function: dynein light intermediate chain binding; minus-end-directed microtubule motor activity; ATP hydrolysis activity. Gene Ontology annotation, biological process: microtubule-based movement. The record is from RefSeq and is a predicted model, not a curated record.